GGCUGGUCUGACCACGUCUCUAACAUGCUUAGAGACUUAUGCUUUCAUUACUUUGUAGUUUUGCAAUCCCUAAAUCAUGGUAAUGCAAGUUAAAUCCGUAAACGCUGUGCUGUCUUACCAUUUUUAUAAGUAAGGAAACAGAGCUCCAGACAAGAGAUAAAGAGUAUCUUGCCCAGACCCGUUGAAUUCAGACCUUGUUUCUGACUCCGAAUCCUGCUCUGUAUCCACUGUUCAGCCCUUGAGCCAAGAUGAGAAAGUCUCCUUGAACCUAGUUAGUUUUGAAACUGUUUCCUCCAACCCUUGAUACUAACCCACAUUAGUCUCCAUCCUUGCCUUUUCAAAGUCUGGAGACGUGGACUUCACAAUUCUUAGAUUCACUCCCUACCUACAGCCAGUCCCUGUGCCCGAUAACUUUUUAAAAUGUAUUUUUGGGUGAAAAAGAGGCUUGGAAUGUGUGGAUCCUUGGGGCUGCUGUCGGAAUUGCUAGACCAUCUGCUCAGUAACAAUAAAGAUUCCUGAGUAGUUGGUCCAGUUGGUUACUCAGCCCUAGCCAUCUCUGCAGAGCAAGGGACCUGACUGCUGCACCAGACCUGAUUUAUGGUCUGCAUUAUGUCUGGAGCCAGCAAUAAGCUUGCUGUUUUCCUCGGCGGCUGUUUCAUAGUUGCCCUGGGAGUCUACGGCAGGGAGCAUUCUGUGCCUGAGCAUUAUGUGGCCGCCGUGUAUGAACACCAGUCCAUCUUGAGUCCCAACCCUCUAGCUCUCACCACUCGCAAGCAGGCCUUGGAGCUAAUGAACCAGAACCUCGACAUCUAUGAAGAGCAAGUGAUGAAUGCAGCCCAAAAGCGUGUACAGAUUAUAGUGUUUCCAGAAGAUGGCAUUCAUGGAUUCAACUUUACAAGAACAUCCAUUUACCCCUUUUUGGACUUCAUGCCAUCUCCCCAGUUGGUGAGGUGGAACCCAUGCCUCGAGCCCCAUCGUUUCAAUGACACAGAGGUCCUCCAGCGCCUGAGUUGUAUGGCUAUCAAGGGAGAGAUGUUCCUGGUGGCCAAUCUCGGGACAAAGCAGCCUUGUUACAGCAGUGACCCAGGGUGCCCUAACGAUGGGAGGUACCAGUUUAAUACCAAUGUCGUGUUCAGUGAUAAUGGAACCCUUGUUGACCGCUACCGCAAGCACAACCUCUACUUUGAGGCAGCUUUUGAUACCCCUCUCAAAGUGGAUCACAUCAUCUUCGAUACCCCCUUUGCUGGCAAGUUUGGCGUCUUCACUUGCUUUGACAUAUUGUUCUUUGACCCUACCAUCAGACUCAUCAGAGACUCUGAAGUGAAGCACGUGGUGUUUCCAGCUGCCUGGAUGAACCAGCUCCCGCUCUUGGCAGCUAUUCAGAUUCAACAAGCUUUUGCUGUUGCCUUUGGCAUCAAUGUGCUGGCAGCCAACAUCCACCACUCAUCUCUGGGGAUGACAGGGAGUGGCAUACACACCCCUUUGAAGUCCUUUUGGUACCAUGAUAUGGAAAACCCCCAAGGACACCUCAUAAUUGCCCAGAUAGCCAAAAAUCCAAUAGGUCUCAUUGCUACAGAGAAUGCAACAGGUAGAAUUGAUCCAUCCCAUAGUAAGUUUUUAAAAAUCUUGGCAGGUGAUCCAUACUGUGAGAAGGAUGCUCAGGAAGUCCAUUGUGAAGAAGCCACCAAAUGGAACAUGGACACACUUCCCACAUUUUACUCUGAGAUGAUGUAUGACAAUUUCACCCUGGUCCCUAUAUGGGGAAAGGAAGGCUUUCUCCACGUGUGUGCAAAAGACCUCUGCUGUUAUUUACUUUACCAGAGGCCUGAACUGUCCAAAGAGCUCUAUGCCCUGGGUGUCUUUGAUGGCCUUCACACGGUGCAUGGCACUUACUACAUUCAAGUUUGUGCCCUGGUCAAGUGUGGGGGUCUUGGCUUUGACACCUGUGGGCAAGAGAUCUCAGAGGCCACAGGAAUAUUUGACUUUCAUCUGUGGGGGAACUUCAGUACUUCCUACAUCUUUCCUUUGCUCCUAACUUCUGGGAUGACCCUGGAAGUCCCCGGGCAGCUCGGCUGGGAGAAUGACCACUAUUUCCUGAGGAAAAGUGGACUGUCCUCUGGCCUAGUGACCGCAGCUCUCUAUGGGCGGCUGUAUGAGAGGGAUUAGGGAAGUGUGGGGCUUGUGGAGCAGACUGAGCCUUGACUUCCACAGGCCAGAGAUCACGAAGGCUGGGAACACCUCUGCCCAAAAGGCAGUGCCCAUUUCUGGGGCACCAGAUCCCACCCUGGGAACUAAGGGAAGAAGUAGGAGAGACAGAUUCUCUCCAUGUCUCUUCCUCUUAAACAUGAAUUACUGAGACAUUUUCUGGCAUUUUCUACUCAUGUUUUUCUUUUUCAAGCCACAUCUUCCUCCAGCAUCUCUCUCAGUACAGAUUGAUUUUAAGAGCUAGAACAAAAAUAAAUGCCGAUUUAUAUAUUACACA
Choloepus didactylus (southern two-toed sloth) is the source of this 2482-nucleotide messenger RNA. RefSeq names its product biotinidase (gene BTD). Gene Ontology annotation, molecular function: hydrolase activity, acting on carbon-nitrogen (but not peptide) bonds, in linear amides. The transcript has 5 exons. Bases 598 to 2166 code for a protein of 522 amino acids. NCBI's taxonomy places the organism in Eukaryota, Metazoa, Chordata, Mammalia, Pilosa, Megalonychidae. The record is from RefSeq and is a predicted model, not a curated record.